Messenger RNA from Dichotomopilus funicola, 963 nucleotides. RefSeq lists its product as uncharacterized. Lineage: Eukaryota; Fungi; Ascomycota; Sordariomycetes; Sordariales; Chaetomiaceae. Bases 1 to 963 code for a protein of 320 amino acids. The record is from RefSeq and is a predicted model, not a curated record. Gene Ontology annotation, molecular function: oxidoreductase activity. The transcript has 3 exons.
AUGACUACCAUCAAAACCGUCGCCGUCCUCGGAGCCACCGGCAACCUGGGCCCCGCCCUCGUCCAAGCCCUCCACGACGCCAACUUCACAGUAACCGCCAUCACCCGCGCCAACUCCUCCAACCCCACCCCCAGCACAUUCCCCUCCGACGUCACCGUCAAAUCAGUAGACUACACCUCCCCCGAGGCGCUCCGCGCCGCGUUCACCGGGCAAGACGCUGUCGUGUCCGCCGUCGCCACCCCGGCGCUGGGCAUCCAGAUCGCGGCGAUCGAUGCGGCUGUUGCGGCGGGCGUGAAGAGGUUUAUCCCCAGCGAGUAUGGGGUUGAUACUCGCCAGGCGGUGGGCACGACGGUGGGAAACAUUUUGGCGAAGAAGAUUGAGGUGGUGGAGUAUUUGCAGGAGGUUGUGAAGAAAGGGACGGCUCCGGGGUUUAGUUGGACGGGGUUGUCGACGGGGUUGUUUUUGGAUUGGGGCUUCGACUUCAACGGCCUCGGCGUGAUCGACCUCAAGGAGAAAAAAGCCACCAUCAUCGACUCCGGCAACGAAAAGUUCUACACCAGCACACUCUCCCACAUCGGCCGCUCCGUGGCCGGUAUCCUGCUGCACCCCGACGAGACAGCCAACAAGUACCUCGCCACGGCGUCGCACAAUUUCUCGCAGAACGAGCUCCUGGCCGUUGUCGAAGAGCUGACGGGGACCAAAUUUGCCGUCAUCCACGAGAAGUCGGAGGAUCUGACUAGAGUGGGACUGGAGAAGCUUGCGGCGGGUGAGCCGAUUGCGUUUAUCUACUUUUUGCGGACGUGGAACGGGACGGAUGGUAUUGGACAUGGCUUGACGGAGGAGGAGAGUGAUAAUGCGCUGGUUGGGGUGCCGUAUGAGGAUACCAAGGCUGAGGUGCAGCGCUGGCUGGAGCGGGCGGGUGCUGGCGUGUCGACGGUUAAUAAGAGGGAGUCUUACGAGUAG